Molecule: messenger RNA, 1159 nt
Organism: Anoplopoma fimbria (sablefish)
Lineage: Eukaryota; Metazoa; Chordata; Actinopteri; Perciformes; Anoplopomatidae
Gene: cryz
Product: crystallin, zeta (quinone reductase)
Exons: 8
Coding region: 83-1069 (328 amino acids)
Cellular component (GO): cytosol
Molecular function (GO): zinc ion binding; quinone reductase (NADPH) activity; mRNA 3'-UTR binding
Source: RefSeq, a predicted model, not a curated record
ACCGGAUCUGUGAACCGCAGAAGCUGUGUGGAGGAGUGGGACGUCCCUGUUGGAGGUUCGUUCACCGGCCCUCUGCGCACACAUGUCGGGCUGCAGGCUGAUGAGAGCCAUCAGAGUGAGCCAGUUCGGAGCUCCGUCGGUGCUCAGACUCCGCUCGGAUGUGACCGUCCCACAGCCCGGACACAGACAGGUGUUGAUUCGUGUCCAUGCGUGCGGAGUGAACCCCGUGGAAACAUACAUCCGGGCCGGGACGUACGGCCGUAAGCCCCCCCUGCCAUACACACCGGGCACAGAUGUGGCCGGAGUCGUGGAAACUGUUGGAGAAGGAGUGACAGCAGUAAAGGCAGGAGACCGCGUGUUCACCACAGCCACAGAGUCUGGAGGUUAUGCAGAGUACACUGUGGCAGCCGACGAGUGUGUCCACAAGCUGCCCGACGCUCUGCACUUCACCCAGGGUGCAGCCAUAGGGAUCCCUUACUUCACCGCCUACAGGGCUCUGGUUCACAAAGCCCACGCCAAGGCUGGAGAGACCGUCCUCAUCCACGGAGCCAGUGGAGGGGUUGGUGUGGCAGCGUGCCAGCUGUCCCGUGCUCUGGGUCUCAAGGUGUUCGGGACAGCAGGGACGCCUGAGGGAAUGAAGCUGGUCCUCAGCAACAGAGCUCACCUGGCAUUUAAUCACAGAGAAGAUGGCUACACAGACAAAAUCAUGGAAGCCACAGAGGGCAGAGGCAUUGAUGUGAUAGUAGAGAUGCUGUCAAAUGUCAACCUCAGUAAAGACCUCCAGAUGUUGGCCUUAGGAGGACGGGUUACGAUUGUUGGCUGCAGAGGCUCCAUAGAGAUCAACCCCAGAGACACCAUGGCUAAGGAGAGCAGCAUCAUGGGAGUGGCCCUUUUCCUCGCCAAGCCGGAGGAGAACAAGGAGUGUGCGUCGCUGCUCUACGCGGGGAUGGAAGCCGGCUGGCUGCGUCCGGUCGUCGGCUCCCAGUAUCCACUUGACAACGCCGCCCAGGCUCACCAUGACAUCAUUGAGUGUCCCGGGGCUGCUGGGAAGACAGUCCUGAUCGUGUGAUGAUGUGAUCAUAGCACAGGUUUUGGCUAUCAAUAAUUGGGGAAAUAAUCUUGCUAGCAAACAAUGGUUAUGUAUAUAAAAUAAAUGUAU